This is a messenger RNA of Capsicum annuum, 1365 nucleotides long. RefSeq lists its product as uncharacterized. The transcript has 6 exons. The record is from RefSeq and is a predicted model, not a curated record. The coding region runs from base 1 to 1365 and encodes 454 amino acids. Lineage: Eukaryota; Viridiplantae; Streptophyta; Magnoliopsida; Solanales; Solanaceae.
AUGUACAACCUAGCGGUCAAGGUUGUGCAAAUUCGUGUUAGAGACGCAGGUGAAAUCAUUCAUCAAGAUGGUGGUAAUACAUUUUCGACGAAGGGAUUUAGAAAUUGGCACAGAAAAGAUAGCUUUGGAGUACACAUUGGUCCUCCCAAUAGCAUUCAUAAUCAAUCAAAAAGGAAGUGUGAAGAUCUUAUGAGGGAAGAACAAUCAAUUGAGGCUGCAUUUUACAAGUUGGACGAUAAAAGUAAGAAUAAAUAUCGAGUUCGGUUAUAUGCUUCAAUCGAUGUGGUUCAAUUUCUUCUAAAUCAAGGUUUAGCACUCCGCAGCCAUGAUGAAAGUGAAUCAUCCUUGAACAAAGAUAUAAUAAAGGAUUUAGAUGGUGACUACUUUGCUUUGUUGGUUGAUGAAUCAAGAGACGUAUCACACAAAGAGAAAAUGGCUAUUUGCUUACGAUAUGCUGAUAAAAAGGGAUUUGUGAUGGAAGAAUUCAUUGGACUUAUUCAUGUUAAAGAUACUAGUGCUUUAUCUUUAAAGAAAGCAAUUGUGGAUGUACUUGCUCACCAUUCUUUAACUUUAGCUUAUGUACGAGGGCAAUGUUAUGAUGGGGCAAGAAAUAUGCAAGUUUCUAAAAGGUGUGUUCAAGUAGGAGAACUUGUAUUAUUGAUUUCAAAUAUUUUGAAUGUGUUGGGGGAUUCCUUUAAACUUGUGGAUGAAUUUCGAGAAUCUCAAAAAGAAAAACUCCAAGAGGCAUUAGAUAUGGGUGAGCUAAAAAUGGGUAGAGGUUUGAAUCAAGAACUUGGUCUUAUUAAAGCCGGUGACACUCAUUGGGGAUCUCACUAUAAGUCAUUUGGAAACUUUAUUAGUAACUUUGCCUCCAUUGUUGAUGCACUUGAUUCUCUUGUUAAAAAUGCAAGAAUCACAAAUGAUCUUAAUGUGUUAUUACAAAAAAAGGAACAAGAUAUUUCUAAUGCCAUGAUUCUUCUACAAGAACUUAAUGACCAUUUUAAUGAGGUGACAAGUGAUUUUCUUAAUGCUGUAGCUUGCUUGAAUCCAAUUGAUACAUUUUCUAGUUUUGACAUAAAAAAGAUAUUGGUGAUGGCUAAAUUAUAUCCUGAUGAGUUUAAUAUGAGGGUUCUUGAGAAUCAACUUGUUAAUUAUACUAUUGAUGUUCAUGAUAUUGAUAAAAGAUUCUCCAAUUUAGGUGAACUUGGGGAACUUUCAAGAAAGUUGGUUGAGACAAAGAAGCAUUUAAUCUAUCCUCUUGUAUUUCUUUUAGUGAAGUUUUCUUUGCUUCUACCCGUUGCUAAUGCAUCAGUUGAAAGAGCUUUUUCGGCAAUGAAGUAUAUCAAGAAUGAUUUGCGGAAUUGA